Molecule: messenger RNA, 3735 nt
Organism: Alternaria burnsii
Lineage: Eukaryota; Fungi; Ascomycota; Dothideomycetes; Pleosporales; Pleosporaceae
Product: mitochondrial aconitate hydratase-like protein
Exons: 15
Coding region: 1-3735 (1244 amino acids)
Biological process (GO): tricarboxylic acid cycle
Cellular component (GO): mitochondrion; cytosol
Molecular function (GO): RNA binding; 4 iron, 4 sulfur cluster binding; aconitate hydratase activity
Source: RefSeq, a predicted model, not a curated record
AUGUCUGACGAACGCCGUCCCCGAUCGCGCUUCGACAGCGACGAUGGCGAGCGCCCUGCACGCUCGCGCUUCGAUACAGACCGUCGCUCUAGGUCGCCGUCGCGAAGGGAGUCUGAGUCGCAUCGCGCCCGUAGCCCUGUCGCCCGUGAAGGCACAGACAGCCCUGCAUCGUCCAACUUCAAGAACGACGCUGCUGCGAGGGCGGCGGCUGCGGCUGCCAGGAUCAACGCGCAGAUUCAGGCGAAGAAGGGCAUCCAGCAUGUCGACGUGCCACCUAUUCGCUCUGCCGCUACUCCUCCAGUCGCCAAGUCGCCUGCCUCCAACUCCGCAGCGGCCAUAAACAACGAGACGUACCAGCAGGAUGGUGACUACAUCAAAGAUAUUGAGAUCAAUGAUCUCCGUAACCGCUAUACACUGACCAAAGGAGCUACACAAAAGAGGAUCAAAGACGAGACUGGCGCCGAUGUCACCACUCGCGGAGAAUACUACCCUGACAAGAACAUGGCAACUGCUACUAACCCGCCGCUGUACCUCCGUAUUACUAGCACCUCCAAAGAAGGCCUGGACAAGGCUGUAGAAAUGAUCGAGGAGAUGAUGAAAGAAGACCUUCCUAACCUGGUAGACGAACGUCGCUUCCGUCGUAGGGAGCCCGAGAACUUUGAGCGCGAUGAGUUUGGUCGACGCAAGUGGCCCGAAGAGAAGAUCUCUGUAGGUCUCGAGCCCAUUAGCGGCUUUAACUUGCGCGCACAGGUUGUCGGUCGCGGUGGCGAUAACGUCAAAUUCAUCCAGCAGGAGACAAGCUGCAAGGUCCAGAUCAAGGGUCGCGGUUCUGGUUUCAUGGAACCAAACAGCGGCCAGGAGAGCGACGAGCCCAUGUAUCUUCACAUCGCUGGACCUCCCUUUGACGCGAAUGCUGCACAAGCAUGGAUUGCUUACUACCAGCAAAACCCAGAGGCUGACCCUUAUGCUGCGUAUGGUGGGUAUGCAGCGUAUCUCGCACUUCAACAACAGCAGUACGCUGCGUACUACGGCCAGACUGGUGCUCAGACUGGUUAUGGACAGACACAGUCUCCAGCUCCCGGUGCUGGCGCGGCUGCACCACCUCCGCCACCACCUUCAGAACCUGCUUCUGGCUAUGGCUCUGCUCCGCCGCCGCCUCCACCAGCUGCAUCGCCCUCCAACUACGGAGCGGUCCCCCCACCUCCUGGCUUUCUUGGUGUCCAUGCCUCGGAGCGAAGUCGCUCGGAAUCGUCGCUCGGAGCAUUUGAAAAUGAUGAUUCGUACACGCCACAGGCAAACUACAGGAUGCGGUCGAAUAUACUUCGCGCCGGCCAAGCAGCCAACUGCAGACCUCACCUACUCUCCUCUCUGCGCCAAUCGUCCUUCCAAGCGCGAAGAUGUCUAGCCACGAGCCACGACCCGCCCACUGCCCGUAAUGUCGACCUCGCCUCCCGCACCCCACCCUACGCCAAGUUGCUCUCUCGCCUUGAACAAGUACGGCGCGUACUGGGAUCUUCACGACAAUUGACUUUGGCCGAGAAGAUUCUCUACUCGCAUCUUGAGAGUCCAGAGGAGUCGCUUAUGAACAACACAAAUGGUGGCAGGAACAUCAGAGGUCAGGCAAACUUGAAAUUGAAGCCGGACCGCGUUGCUAUGCAGGAUGCCAGUGCCCAGAUGGCUUUGUUGCAGUUCAUGAGCUGCGGGCUGCCGAGCACGGCGGUCCCUGCUAGUAUACAUUGCGACCACAUGAUAGUAGGAGAAAAAGGCGCUGACACCGAUCUUCCACAAUCGAUUGCGGGUAACAAGGAGGUCUUCGAUUUCCUCGAGUCGGCAGCGAAGAAAUACGGAAUCGAAUUCUGGCCACCAGGCGCUGGUAUCAUCCAUCAGUCUGUGCUGGAGAACUACAGUGCCCCUGGCUUGAUGAUCUUGGGCACAGACAGCCACUCCCCGAAUGCUGGAGGGUUGGGAUCAAUCACAAUCGGUGUCGGUGGUGCGGACGCAGUGGACGCCCUAGUGGAUGCGCCAUGGGAGCUCAAGGCACCCAAAAUUCUGGGUGUGAAGCUCACUGGAGAACUCAGCGGAUGGGCUUCCCCGAAGGACGUAAUCUUGAAGUUGGCUGGCGAGCUUACCGUCCGGGGUGGCACUGGUUUCAUCAUUGAGUACUUCGGACCUGGUGUGCAGUCUUUGAGCUGCACUGGUAUGGCGACUAUUUGCAACAUGGGUGCUGAAGUCGGCGCAACUACCUCGCUCUUCCCCUUCUCUCCUGCACACAUCCCCUAUCUCCAAGCCACACAUCGAGGAUCGAUCGCUGAGGCUGCUCAAAAAAUUGCCAAUUCACCAAUGCAGCAGAACCUCCUCCGUCCCGAUGCGGAAGCCGCUUACGACAAGGUUAUUGAGAUUAACCUCUCAGAACUUGAACCACACAUCAACGGACCAUUUACUCCUGAUCUAUCAACACCUCUUUCGAAGUUCAAGUCAGUAGUGGAAGAGAAGGGGUGGCCACAAACCUUCGGCGCUGGUCUCAUUGGUAGCUGCACGAACAGCUCUUACCAGGACAUGACCCGAUCAGAAGAGAUUGUGAAGCAGGCAUUGGCAGCUGGCCUUAAGCCCAAGGCGGAUUUCUUCAUCACCCCUGGCAGCGAACAAAUCCGUGCAACGUUAGAACGGGAUGAAACCCUCCAGACGUUCACUGAAGCCGGAGGUACUCGUACCGACGACGUAAAGAACGGCGAAUCCAACGCUAUCCUGACCUCAUACAACCGCAACUUCCCCGGUCGUAAUGACGGCAACCGAGCAACAAUGAACUUUCUGGCUUCUCCUGAGCUCAUCACCGCUAUGUCGUACUCUGGCUCCACAACCUUCAACCCAAUGACUGAUUCUAUACCGACGCCAGACGGUAAGCCUUUCAAGUUCACGCCACCAAAGGGCUCUGACCUCCCCUCUGCCGGUUUCGCAGACGGUAAUCCUGACUUCAUGCCUACACCGGGUGUCCCAGACCCUAGCGUAGAUGUUAUUGUCUCACCCACCUCUACCCGCCUGGCGCUCCUGGAUCCGUUCCCAGCAUUCCCUGACUCCGACUUCACAGGCCUAAAGGUACUGUACAAGGUCAAGGGACAAUGCACAACAGACACCAUUUCGGCUGCUGGACCAUGGCUCAAGUACAAGGGCCAUCUGCCCAACAUCUCUGAGAACACACUUAUCGGUGCUGUCAACGCGCAGACAGAUGAGGUCAACGUCGCCUACGACUUAGACGGCAAAACAUCAGGGAUCCCAGAAUUAGCAAAGAGGUGGCGCGAUCAGGGCAUUGAAUGGCUCGUCGUAGCAGAGCACAACUACGGUGAAGGCUCUGCACGUGAACAUGCUGCCUUGCAACCCCGGUACCUUGGUGGUCGUGUCAUCCUCGCCAAAUCCUUCGCCCGUAUCCACGAGACCAACCUCAAGAAGCAGGGUAUCGUCCCUCUGACUUUCGCCAACGAAGCCGACUACGAUGCGUUCGAAGCUUGCGACGAAGUCGCCACAAGGGGAUUGUUGGACGUACUGAAGAGCGGUGGUAAGGGCGAGGUUGACCUUGUCCUCAAGAAGAAGGAUGGUAGCGAGAAGGUUGUCAGGACCAAGCACACUCUGUCGCAAGAUCAGUGCGGCUUUGUGCUUGCUGGUAGCGCACUCAACCUUCUGGCCAGGAAGGGUAGGGAGAUGAAGGAGGAAGUCACUCGGAGUGCCGAGCUAACUGACUGA